GGCGGCAGGCGUUGCUCGGCCCUGGGCGGCACGAUGGGCGUGCGGCUCUGGCUGCUGGCGCUGCUGCUGCUCUGGCUGGCUCUCAGCCCCGGCUCCGGAGGGCCUUUGACUGAAACAUCCAAUGAUGGGAAGGAGCCCAGGGAAGGGCACAUCCGGAACCUGGUGCACCCCAAAGGAGUCCGGAGCGCUGUGGGACACAGGCCGAACGGCUGGCGGAAAUAUCGGCGUCCUCGCCCCCGCCUCUCCCAUAAGGGACCCAUGCCUUUCUAGCAAAGGGUCAAGGUCCUCCCUGAGAAGCCCACCCCCCUUCUGUGACCUCUCUGCUUGAUAAACCAUCUGCUUGUUCAAGGCUCCCCCCCCCCAUGGUAGAAUGUGGCCCCUCCUGACUGCACUGUUGCCCUGUGGACACCACUGAGUAUAAGGAAUGUGUGCGCAGCAUCCUCCUCCCCUUUUUCUGUUUUUCCUACUCAGGCUGGUCUCAACUGGCAGAACCUCUCUCAGUCUCUCUCUCUGCCUU
Messenger RNA from Heteronotia binoei (common prickly gecko), 517 nucleotides. RefSeq names its product apelin (gene APLN). The record is from RefSeq and is a predicted model, not a curated record. The transcript has 3 exons. Gene Ontology annotation, biological process: signal transduction. Gene Ontology annotation, molecular function: hormone activity; apelin receptor binding. Bases 34 to 270 code for a protein of 78 amino acids. NCBI's taxonomy places the organism in Eukaryota, Metazoa, Chordata, Lepidosauria, Squamata, Gekkonidae.